Molecule: messenger RNA, 1340 nt
Organism: Colias croceus (clouded yellow)
Lineage: Eukaryota; Metazoa; Arthropoda; Insecta; Lepidoptera; Pieridae
Product: tRNA methyltransferase 10 homolog A
Exons: 4
Coding region: 289-1203 (304 amino acids)
Biological process (GO): tRNA N1-guanine methylation
Cellular component (GO): nucleoplasm; nucleus
Molecular function (GO): tRNA binding
Source: RefSeq, a predicted model, not a curated record
UUGUCAGAACUUCAGAAGAUAGAUUUUGUGCCUCGUACCUACCUAUGUCAUAGCAAGUAAUUUUAUAUUUUAAACUUAUUUUCAAAAGAUACAAUUAUUUAUCAAUUUUCUACAUUAUAUAAGGAAGUAAUACAGAAGUUUUUACACAAAUUAUAGAAGGAAAAAUAAAUAAAAUACCUAAUAUACACCAAAUUAACCUAACCUGUUACUAAUUUUUUAUGCCAGGUGUGUUCAUAUAGGAGAAUGAAUAAUUUACGUUUAAUUUAAGUCCAAGCGAAAAUUAAGAAAAUGGAAGAACUUUUUGAAAAGCCAGAGAAUAAUGCACCAGAGGAAAAUAGCUAUCAUCAUUACACUUUAUUUGAUGUCACUGUUGACCCAGGUUUAAAAGACGACGAAGGAAAUGAACUACCAAGACCGUUCAAUAAAAAUCAAAUGAGAAAGUGGUUGAAAAAAGUUAGAUGGGAAAAACACAAGGCCGAAAAACGUAGUAAAGAAAAGGCCCGUGCCAAGGAAAGGAAACGGGAGGCACGCGCGGCAAAUAUAGAUUUAGGUCCCAACAGAAAAAUGUUGAAGAAAAUGAAGUUAGAAAAAGUUAAGAAAAAUAUUAGCAUUAUAAUUGAUUUAAGUUUUGACCAUUUAAUGAUCGAAAAAGAUAGGUAUAAGGUUAUAAAACAGUUGCUACGGUGCUAUUCAAUAAAUAGACGAUCCGAAGCACCUCUCCAAUUUCAUGUUACAAGUUUUGGAGAAAAAUCAAAAGUAGACAUUUCCAGGCACAAUGGCUAUGAACAUUGGGAUAUGGAGUAUCAUGAAAAAUCUUACCUUGAGCUUUUUCCUAAAGAAAAGUUAGUAUAUCUGUCUAGUGAAUCUGAAAAUAUUAUAGAGCAAUUUGAAGAGGACACAUACUACAUCAUUGGUGGAUUAGUAGACCAUAAUAAGCAUAAGGGGUUGUGUCAUAAGUUGGCUGUGGAACAAGGCAUCAGGCAUGCACAGCUUCCUCUAGAUAAAUAUGUAAACAUGAAAACCAGAAAAGUUUUGACUAUAGACCAUGUUUUCGAGAUUGUGCUUCGUAUUUCUGAGGGUAUGCAGUGGCAAGAAGCUCUUCUGAAAGUUUUACCUAUAAGGAAGGGAGUACACCUAUGUGAUUCAUUAAAUAGUUCAACGAUCAGCAUAGAAACAUCAAAAGAAAAUGAUGUACCCACAUGAAAUUGUAUUGAAAUAGUUGAACCAAGUUUUCUCAAUUUUUAAAGCUAAGUUUUGUUUUACUUUCACAGUAAAUAAAAUAUCUUGAUUAUUCAACUGUUACAAAAUUUUUGACAAUAUAGUAUAAUUUAUAUUUUGAA